This is a messenger RNA of Electrophorus electricus (electric eel), 2275 nucleotides long. RefSeq names its product solute carrier family 8 member B1 (gene slc8b1). Lineage: Eukaryota; Metazoa; Chordata; Actinopteri; Gymnotiformes; Gymnotidae. Gene Ontology annotation, molecular function: calcium:sodium antiporter activity. Gene Ontology annotation, cellular component: membrane. The record is from RefSeq and is a predicted model, not a curated record. Gene Ontology annotation, biological process: calcium export from the mitochondrion; intracellular calcium ion homeostasis.
AAAGUAGCUCAAACAUCUCAAAUCUUUCGUUAAAGCGUAUCGUUGAACUGCCGGACGGCUUGAGCCUGCGUUUGUUUAUAGGACAAGCAGUUUGAGUUCACGUCCAAAGAAAUCAUAGCUUAUAUGAACGGAUAUCUAAAUAUGUAUAGAUUGUGGAUAUGAUCACGUGUGGAAAACAAGCGCUUGUAUAGCAAUGCCUGCUCUGUUUAGGAAGUGAGUCCACAGCAAUGCUGUGUCUUAUGGUGACUUAUAGCCCCAUGUUCAGGAAUGAGAUCCGUGCUUUUAAUCGCGACGCUAAUAACAGCUCUGAGAUCGGACUAUGUAGCCUCUCAGAACCCGAGUGCCUUGUCUCAGCUGACGGCAGUAAACCGGACGGCUUCGGGAAAUAACCGUGCAAAGGAAAAUGCAAUCACGCCGACUGUAUAUGUACUGAAAAACAGUCAAGAUCAGUGUGAUAAGGUGAUGAACCUUUCUGCCAGCCAGCGCUGUGAGUUUGUUCGGAGCACCCCAGACUGUGCUGCAGAUGGUGGCUUCAUUAACUAUCCCUGGAUCACCUUUUGCUUGUUGUCCCCCAAACUCCUACCUCUCGCCAUCUUCCUUUAUAUUGUGUGGCUUUUGGUCUUGUUCCUGGUUCUAGGACUGAUUGCAUCAGAAUUUUUUUGUCCCAACCUUUCCGCCAUCUCUUCCACUUUGAGGCUGACCCAUAAUGUGGCUGGAGUGACAUUCCUAGCACUUGGGAAUGGCGCUCCAGAUGUGUUCAGUGCCAUGGCCGCGUUCUCUCAUCCACAAACGGCUGGUCUGGCCAUCGGAGCCCUGUUUGGGGCUGGGAUCUUUGUGACCACAGUUGUUGCCGGGAGCAUUGCCCUGGUGAAGCCCUUCACGGCAGCCUCCCGCCCCUUUCUGCGUGAUGUCAUCUUCUACAUGGCUGCUGUGUUUUGGACUUUCAUCAUCUUAUACAGGGGGCACAUUGAUCUGAGAGAAACCUUUGGAUAUCUGGGGCUGUACAUCCUGUAUGUUGUAACAGUGGUCGUGAGUGCAUGUGUCUAUAAUCGGCGGAUACGAUCUCACAGUGGAACAGUACAGGACUCAGUACAGGAGUUUGACCACAACAUAGAGAAUUCCUAUACAGAAAACCUUAAUGGAAACAUACACGUGCAAGAUGAGUAUGAGCCCUUGCUCCCCUUCACUGAGUCAACCGCUAACAUCUUUCUGAAAGCCAUUAACCCUGUCGACACUAGGACCUGGAGAAGGAGCCACUGGGGCUGGAAAGUGCUGAAAAUCAUCCAGCUCCCAUUUGAGAUGGUGUUGCUGUUGACAGUUCCACUUGUGGACUCAGAUAAGGAAGAUCGAAACUGGAAACGGCCUCUGAACUGCCUGCACCUCAUCACAGCACCACUGGUGUGUGUGCUUACCUUCAAAUCAGGGAUCUAUGGUCUGUACCUAAUCGAGGGAGCGAUUCCGGUAUGGUUGCUGACAGCCUUAAUUGGAGUCUUCCUCUCUGGCAUGGUUUUCUACUCCACCACUAAUGAGCAUCCCCCUCCAUACCACUUUCUUUUCUCUUUACUGGGAUUUGUAGUAAGUGCUUUAUGGAUCAAUGUGGUGGCAUCAGAAGUUGUUAAUGUGCUGCACCUGCUCGGGGUCAUUCUCCGCCUCAGUAACACUGUGCUGGGUCUCACAUUACUUGCAUGGGGAAACAGCAUUGGAGACUGCUUUGCUGACAUCACAAUUGCCCGACAGGGUUACCCAAGAAUGGCCAUCUCGGCCUGUUUCGGAGGAAUUAUAUUUAACAUGCUGUUUGGAGUUGGUCUUGGUUGCCUUCUGCAGAUGUUGACACACAACAACGGUUUUGUAAUGCUCCAACCGGAGGGGUUGCUGUGCUGGGUCCUGGCAGCAGCUCUAGGGCUUUCUCUGGUUCUCUCCUUUGUGCUGGUUCCACUGCAAUGCUUCCACCUCAGCCGGGCCUAUGGCGUCUUCCUCCUGCUCUUCUAUGUUGUCUUCCUCAUCAUCGCACUCCUCACUGAGUUUGGAAAGAUCUCUGUGUGAAGAUAGUGCAAACACUGGGCUAGUGCAAGAAUAUUUUGUGACUUUUAAAAUGUAAUAAUAUUGAUCAUUUUUAUUUACUUUGAAAGUGUACUUUUUACAAUGAUGUAAAGAUGCUGAUAACAUUUUAGAUUGUUUUUAAGUAUGACAGAAUGUUGACGUAUAAAUCUGGAGACUGUUUGAUUAUAAUAAAGGGAACCCUUGGAGAGAAAAUAAAGCUUGAUGUUAAAUUUGA